This is a messenger RNA of Tripterygium wilfordii, 4971 nucleotides long. RefSeq lists its product as uncharacterized. NCBI's taxonomy places the organism in Eukaryota, Viridiplantae, Streptophyta, Magnoliopsida, Celastrales, Celastraceae. The coding region runs from base 329 to 4267 and encodes 1312 amino acids. Gene Ontology annotation, molecular function: protein binding. The transcript is spliced from 11 exons. The record is from RefSeq and is a predicted model, not a curated record.
AGAAAAACAACCGUUUUCACGGGUGACCUUUCUCUCCCUCUUGUUCCUUCAAGUUUAAGGAAGAAACCAGAAGUUACACCAAGAACGUUCACUCGCUCUUUCACGAUCUCUUGAAAAUCAGAAGCCAGAGGAACCUAUUUAUUCAUACUUACUAAGCAUCAAACAGGAUCGAUCCAAUACCGUAAAACUCGAUUUUCAACAAUCGGAUUUGAUGCCUCCCACCUCGACAUGUCGCCGCCGGCACGCCAAACCCUAAUUUUAACGGUCAGAUUUUUCCUCACUUGUCGUUCGGCGAUUUUGUUGUUCCUUUUCAAUCCCUUAAAAGACCAUGAACCGAUCAAGGUCUGGUGAUUUGAAUUCUGGAUUUUCGACUUCCGAUUAUGUCAACCCGAAUUUCAGCUUCAACACGCCGUCGGUACCACGAUCAUCAGGCAAGGCAAAGCCGAGGUUGGUGAAAGUGAGGAAGCAAUCGAAUGCGCAGCAUCUGAAAUCAGAUGGAGCAACAGGGGCGGCGUCCGGGUUCAAUCCGUUUCAGUCUGCUAGGGGUAAUGCUGGGGCAGGUUCGGAAGGACCCAAGGCCGGUGGUCUGGGCCCAGGUGGAGUUGGGUUUGGAAGGAGUGGUAAUGACGCAUUUGUGUUUGGAGCAAGCAGGAGCGAUAUGGCUAGGGAUUCAAAUUCUGGGAAGUGGGAUUCCUUGGGGGAAUUGGGAGAGGAAGUUGUUUUGGAAAUGAGGGAUUUGAGAAUUGGAAGGGGAAACGAUAGUAGUUGUGGCAUUGAUGAAAGCAUUAAGAAGUUAAACAUUGAUGAUAACAGAGGGGAUGAUAAGCCCAAUGUGAAAAUUGUUGAUGGAAAGCCCAACUUUGGUGCAAAUGUUAACACCAAGCUUGGAUUGGGGAGUGCUGACAAUGUGAGUAGUUCGGUUGGAACUGGUGUGGAGUUUAUGCUGCCAGAUGAAUUCAAAAACAAAUUGAAAGGGUCUAGGGACACCGAUGGUGGCGAUUUCACAUCUAAUGCCAAUGAUUCAAGAACGUUUCAAUUUGGUGGUGGUGCUAGUAGUAGUAAGGGUGAUAAUUCAUUUGCUGAAAGUUCAGCCAAUGCACUUCCUGACAGGAUGAAGACUCUGACCAUAAAGGAUUUUUUGUCUACUAAUAGGGUUGAGAAUGAUAAAGGUAAUCUCAGGACCAAGCAUGAGGAUGGCUUUGCCUUCGGAAGCACUAAAGAUUAUCUUGAUGCAGAUAGAGCAAACACAUUGUCAAAUGAGAUUGAGAAGAAGUUGAAUAUUGAAAAUGCGACUGGAGAACGUUUUGAUAGAAAAGCCCCAGAAUAUUCCUAUUCGCAAGUCUCAGCUGGGCAUAGGGAAACUGGGAAUUUCUGUGAUAAAAAAACCAAUGACAUUGAUAAAUCAGUUCCCACAGGAUUCCCUUUUCAGGCAGCAAUGCACGGUAAUGAUGCCCAUGGUACUCAAGUUCCAGUAGGCAUGGUGUCUGCUGAUAGAUCUGAGAAGACUGAUGGUUUUAGUUUCACAGGGCUGACGAGCAUAGCUACACCAUUUGUUGACUUUAAAACACCAAAUGCAAAGAUACAACAAUUAUCUGGCGUAAAUCAGCAACUGGAAUUCAGUGCAAAGGGGAAAUGUAUUAGAGAUACAAAAGUAAAGAAAAGAAAGGACAAGUUGAAGCACCCUACCAAACUCCCAAUGUGGCCUGUGCGGGAUUCAAUUUCUAAGGAUGAUGGCUUCCAAGUGGUACCUGAGCCUUCUGAAUCUUAUUCACCCAUGGAUGUCUCUCCAUAUCGAGAAACACCUGCUGAGACUCAAUGUUCAGGAGAACAUUCUGUGGCAUCAGAUGAGUUUCUCUUCCACAACAACAAUAGUUUAUCAACUGAACCUCCUUCAACCAUUUCAAAUGAUGCUAUUGAUGAAGAUUUGGUUGCUGCAACACAACGUAUGGACAUAAAUGGACUGGAUGAAGAAUGCGGAGAAUCCAUGGAAGAUGGUCCUGAUUAUGGUUUUGAUAACAUUGUCCAUUCUGAUGGUCCUGCAGAAGAGUCUAUCUCUGCGGCUGAAACUGAAAGCUUCAAAUCUGCAUAUGAAGAAAUUGACAGUGACAAUGCUGUUAGUUCUGCAGAAACCGAAGUCAGUUCAAUCCCUAACAUUGGCAAACAAGACAGUGAUGCUAGGAUGCAGUCUGACUUGCCUUUAGGUUCAGAAAAUAUUACUGGAUCUAACUUCACUUUUGCUGCCUCCUUUGCCACUCAAGGUCAUUUAUCUGCAUCAAAACCCCACUACAAGAAGAAAAACAGGAUUAAAGGUGGUCAUGAUACCUAUAAUUCCACUGCAAGUGCAAAAACUCCAUAUGCUUCAUCUUCUGUGCAGUUUUCUCCAUUCUCUGAAGCUUCAUCGAUUCUGUCUUCGGGCUGUGCCAAGAAAGAAAAUUUAUCAAUGCCUCCACCAGAACUUGGAGAUAACUCUGGGGCAAAUGUGGCACAAGAGAUCAAGAAACAGUCUAAUCUGAUUCCCUCUGCAACUGUUGCAGCUCAAGAGGCAUGUGAAAAGUGGCGAUUAAGGGGUAACCAGGCAUAUUCAAAUGGGGAUUUGUCCAAAGCUGAGGAUUAUUACGCACGGGGAAUAAAUUGUAUUCCUGAGAGUGAAACUUCUAGAAGUUGUCUCAGGGCAUUGAUGUUAUGUUAUAGCAAUCGUGCGGCAACACGUAUGUCCUUAGGAAGAAUGAGAGAUGCAUUAGGAGACUGUAUGAGCGCCAUUGCAAUAGAUCCCAAUUUUCUCAAGGUGCAAGUUAGAGCUGCAAAUUGCUAUGUUGCCCUUGGGGAAGUUGAAGAUGCCUCACAAUACUUUAAGAAGUGCUUACAGUCAGGGACUGACAUCUGUGUAGAUCGGAAAGUUGCACUGGAAGCCUCAGAUGGCCUACAGAAAGUUCAGAAAGUGUUUGAAUCCAUCCAACUUGCUACGAAUCUUCUUCUAAGUAGAACGACAAAGGACGCUGAUACUGCGUUGGAAGUGAUUGCGGAUGCUCUGUCAAUAAGUUCGUAUUCAGAGAAAUUACUCGAAAUGAGAGCAGAAGCUCUUUUCACGCUGCGGAGGUAUGAAGAGGUAAUUCUGCUAUGCGAGCAGACCUUUGAUUCAGCUGAAAUGAAUUCUCCUUCUAUAGAUGGUGAUAGCCUGGUAGAAAAUCCGGAUGGUUCUGUUGUUUCAAAGAGUCCUUCCUUCAGGCUUUGGCGUUGCCUUCUGAUAUUCAGAUCACUUUUUUAUCUGGGAAGGCUGGAGGAGGCUAUUGCUUCACUGGAGAAGCAAGAGGGCCGGGGUUUUACUACAAGGGGGAAUGGAAGCAAGGCUCCGGAAUCGUCCAUAGCCUUAGCUGUCACUGUACGUGAGCUCUUGCGCCAUAGGGCUGCAGGAAACGAAGCGUUUCAAGCUGGAAGGCAUUCAGAAGCUAUUGAACAUUAUACUUCUGCUUUGUCAUGCAAUGUGGAGUCCCGACCCUUUGCAGCAAUUUGUUUCUGCAAUCGUGCUGCUGCAUACAAGGCCUUGGGCCAAAUUACUGAUGCCAUUGCAGAUUGCAGCCUAGCCAUAGCUCUUGAUGGAAAUUAUCUAAAGGCAAUUUGUAGACGAGCGACGCUAUAUGAAAUGAUUAGGGAUUAUGGACAAGCAGCUACUGACCUUCAGAGACUUGUAGGUCUUCUGUCUAAGAAGGUAGAUGAGAAGACUAGUCAAAUUGGAGCAUCUGGUGCUUCAUCUAAUUUGGCAAAUGACUUGAGGCAAGCUCGUCUGCGUCUUGCUACUGCAGAAGAUGAAGCGAGAAAGGACAUCCCUUUGGAUUUAUACCUCAUUUUAGAAGUUGAAUCAUCAGUUUCAGCAUCAGAAAUUAAGAAGAAUUAUAGAAAAGCUGCGCUUAGACAUCACCCUGACAAGGCUGGUCAAUCCUUAGCUAGAAGUGACAGUGGAGACAAUGGUAUUUGGAAGGAUAUUGGAGAAGAAGUCCACAAGGAUGCUGACAGGCUCUUUAAAAUGAUUGCAGAGGCAUAUGCAGUACUUUCAGAUCCUAACAAGCGUUCACAGUACGAUCUUGAAGAAGAGAUGAGGAAUGCCCAAAAGAAGCGCAAUGGAAGCGGUACAUCCAGGACGCAUACAGAUGUAAAAAACUAUCCAUUUGAACGAAACAGCGGUAGGAGACCAUGGAAAGAGGUUUUUAGGUCAUAUGGUCACUCACCCACCAAAGGGCCUGAAUUUAGCUGGUCAAGCAGAUAUUCAUGAAAACUGUGCAAGACGUGCAUAUGAAUCUCAAGAAUUUUGUUCAGGUGGUAGCACGGCGGUGAGCCAGCUAAAGAAUCGUUCACAUAAACACAAACUUCAUGUGGUUUCGGUUUACUGGUGCACGGAUAUGAUUUGGUGUCAACAAAUUGCCCAAGAAUUGGCGACAUUCGUGAAUUUAUAGGCACCGAAUGGCUAGUAAGAAUUUUCAUCGUAUCUGCUGCAAUCUUCUUCAUUUCUGUUAACACAAAGGAAAUUUUAGUGUCUUCCUUGAAAGUCCCAGAUGAUCACUUGUGAUUUGUAACAUAGAAACCGAAGGAGCUUUUUGCUUGGAGAUGGAGAGAGCGAGCGAGAGGAUCAUGCUGUUGUAAAAGAUUGGUUUCGGGGGCAGAUGUCUGAGUGGUGUUGCUAUGUAAAUGAAAUGGCAGUUUGUACUUGGUACAGAUGCAUAGAGUGUAACAUUUCAUGCAAGAGACUAUACCGGUCUUCUGCGUUCCGCAACUUCGAUCUGGGCUAUCAUGUUCAUAUCAUAGGCAGGUGGGUGGAUUGCUGCUCAGUUGUUGAGGUUGUCAAUGGCUUUAUGGAAGAGUGUCUCUUUUCUUGUUCCUCGAAUGUAUUCUCACACAAGUUUUUUUGGUCUUCAGUGGUCAACUUUCAAGCAGAAAAAAUGCUUUAUGAUUUUAAGCGGACAUUUCGUUUUGCUGUCA